Carassius carassius (crucian carp) is the source of this 848-nucleotide messenger RNA. RefSeq lists its product as uncharacterized. The record is from RefSeq and is a predicted model, not a curated record. The coding region runs from base 160 to 792 and encodes 210 amino acids. Gene Ontology annotation, cellular component: myosin complex. The transcript has 4 exons. Gene Ontology annotation, biological process: positive regulation of apoptotic process; negative regulation of autophagy; apoptotic process. NCBI's taxonomy places the organism in Eukaryota, Metazoa, Chordata, Actinopteri, Cypriniformes, Cyprinidae.
ACUUGAGCGGAGGGCGCAGAAUGAAAGCGGACCGAGUUCGUGAUAGUAAAUACAAGCAGAGUGAAGACAGAGUAAAAGAGCUCUGACACAAAAAGCGGAAUAAAAACAGCACUGACACACACAUUCAAGCACUGGCGGGUGGUUUUGCUGACUCCGCUGAUGGAUGAUGAGGAGGACGAACAGCUUCCUCACUGCUGUGAAACACCGCUAAGAAACAAUAGCUCAGAGAACAGAGACGGGAGAGGUGGAGAGGUGGGACAAACAGCUAACAGACACGGACGCUUUAAAGACAGAUCAACACAGACUACCAGCUCUGUGCUUAAUUCAGCGAGAGACGGAGAUAUGGCACCAUUCCAGGGUUUAGAGAGAGAUGCAUCAUCUGCCUGCAGAGCUGUGGAUGCCAGGACUGCAUUUGGGGCUAACUGUGGAGCCAGGGGCCUUGCAUCACUCACUAUUGCCCCUGGGGCCCCAGAAGGGCCUAGAGCACUUUUUCAUGGAAAUGCUGGAUUUCGUGCACACUUCCCUGCACUGUUUGAACCCGUCUUGGAUGGCACACAAAACGCAGAAGAGGACGAAGGGAGACCAGAAGAAAAGGAAGACGAACGGGACAUUGGAAUUAGUGUGGAGAUUCAGAUUGGACGUAAACUGCGUGAAAUGGGGGAUCAGUUUCAGCAGGAUCAUCUUCAGCUGUUCACUCAAAGGGGCCAGAUGGGUUUGUUCGAGCUAGUGACGACGUUCUACAACUUCCUUUUUCCUCGUGAAACACCCCAAAAUGCAAGAGCCCAGAGAUGAGAGGCCAUGGCACACGCGUUCGGGAUCCAAAUGAGAUUUACACAGCACUGUAAGAU